Molecule: messenger RNA, 159 nt
Organism: Parastagonospora nodorum SN15
Lineage: Eukaryota; Fungi; Ascomycota; Dothideomycetes; Pleosporales; Phaeosphaeriaceae
Exons: 2
Coding region: 1-159 (52 amino acids)
Source: RefSeq, a predicted model, not a curated record
AUGUCAACUCAAGUCAAUGUCGAAAAAAUGCAGCUUGUCAAGCCCGAUAGCCGCUUUUGUGCGAGAUCUUCCCGGCUGAAGGGUACAGCCGUCAACCGGUCAGCCGUUGAGGUAAUACGAGCCUUGGCUAGUCGCGGAACAGUCGUCUACCGUGUCUAG